AAAAUUGUGCUUUCUGUAUAACCUAUUCUGUAUCUUUCUCAUCUUGAAUACCUUUUCCUUAGAGGUAAAUUGCACUGAUUAAUUAUACCUUGGUAAAUUAUUUUAAGAUUGUACUUCACAGCUGCUUUAUUUUUAUACUAUUUUAUAUAAACUGCCCCAAAGUGGUUCUCUAGAAAGCAUGGAAAAACAAGAAUUCUAUAAAAGAGAAUUCAGUACAAUUUCAUAAUGGAAACAUUAAAAAAAAUAGGUCAGUAUGCAAACAUUUCGGUAUGAAUAGGAAGAGGGCAAAAUAGAACAGCAGUAAAAUAAAUCUAUUUAAAGGGCCUCAAGAGAUCAGUCAGUCUCAGCCACUGCUCAUGCAAGAUGAAAAAUGCCUAGUUGUGCUAAGUCAGGAUUUUAUUGAACUAGCAAUAGUUCUUUGGUUCAUAGUUCAUAUUAAGCCAAAUCAAAGGACCAUUGGAAGCUGCUUUAUAUCAUGUUUAUCUGACUUAGUAAAUCUACAACAAAAUGGCUGAAGUAGAAGGAAUUUUGCAUUUUGGAAUAGCCACCUGGCCGUACUCAAUUAAAAUGUUUUGGCGUGUUCUGAAAUCUGCAAUUAUGGAAGACAUGCCCAAAAUAUUAAUGAGUUAAAGCAGCUCUGUGAAGAGGAAUAGGCUAAAGUAAUGUCAAACUAAGAUUAAUCAACAGGUACAGGAAAAGUUUGGCUGAAGUCAUUGCUACUAAAGGAGGUGCCACAAAUUACUAAAUCUAAAGUUUCAAGAAAAAAAAAUUCCCAGCAAAAACAGCAAAUGGUGGUUCACUGUGGAGACAUAAUGCACUAUACUGUUCUCUGUGUUGUUUGUUUAGCUUAAAUCUCUUUAUCUAUCACUGGCAUUUAGUUGAAGCUCAUAUCAUGCUAUAGGUCACAGUGCAGCUUGAUUACUGAUCAUCCUAAAGGAUUCAAUUUUUUCUCACCACUCAUGGAAUAUAUGGCUUGGGCUGCCUGCCUCUCUGGAUGCUCAUCCAGUCAGGGCCUGUUCCCAACAGUGCUGUUGAUGACACUUGGGGAGAGGGCAAUUGGCAAAGCAAGAAAACCUAUAUUCAUCAGACUAACAAUGUAGAAGCAGCCCACCAAGAGUUAUGGAACAAGACUUGGCUCCUUUUCGAGAAGGAAUCUCUGAGGAGUUGCUGUCAGAAGCAAUCAGUCGAAAGUUUGGGACACACUACCAGAUCAUUGAGAAGAAAUUGUACCGUGAGCGUGAUUGCAUGUUCCCUGCAAGAUGCAGUGGAGUUGAGCACUUCAUCCUGGAAAUUAUUCAGGAUCUUCCAGAUAUGGAGAUGGUCAUCAAUGUGCGAGACUACCCCCAAGUGCCCAAAUUUAUGAAACCAAGAGUGCCUGUUUUAUCUUUCAGCAAGACUUCAGAAUACUAUGAUAUUAUGUACCCUGCCUGGACAUUUUGGGAAGGGGGACCAGCUGUUUGGCCAAUUUAUCCCACAGGCCUUGGGCGGUGGGAUCUAAUGAGAGAAAGCCUCCAAAGCUCAGCAGAAAAAUGGCGCUGGGAGAAGAAAAUUUCAAAAGCCUAUUUUCGAGGAUCCAGGACAAGUUCAGAGCGGGAUCCCCUCAUUCUUCUUUCCCGAGAAAAUCCAGAUCUUGUUGAUGCAGAGUACACUAAGAACCAGGCUUGGAAAUCUGAAAAAGAUACUCUUGGGAGACCACCUGCGACAGAAGUUCCACUGGUAGACCAUUGUAAAUUCAAAUACCUCUUCAAUUUUCGAGGUGUAGCAGCCAGUUUCCGCUUCAAACACCUUUUCCUGUGUGGUUCUUUGGUCUUCCAUGUUGGAGAAGGCUGGCAAGAAUUCUUCUACCCACAAUUGAAAUCUUGGGUUCACUAUAUCCCAGUUCAGUCUGAUCUUUCUAAUGUGAGUAAACAUAUAUUUCAUAUAUGUUUCAGAGAGCUAUUGGAAUUUGCAAGAGAAAAUGAUGACGUUGCUCAAAGAAUUUCUGAGAGGGGUCGCCAGUUCAUCAUGGACCACUUGCAAAUGGAGGAUAUCUCUUGUUACUGGGAACGACUCCUAACUGAGUAUUCCAAAGCCUUGACUUAUAAAGUGAAACGGAAGAGCAACUAUAAAGAGAUACCACCAAGACCUUUGAAAACAGAACUGUAAAAAAACAACACUUCCAAUCAGGGCUUGUAAACAUUUUGAAAUCAGGAAAACAGGAUUGUUCGUCCAACCAGGGAAGUUCUCUGUGUUUGUUGACAAACUAAAGAGAGAAGCAUAUUGUUGCUACUUAUUAUACUGAGUGAUUAUGGCUGAGUGUGUAUUCUAUUUUAUAUUGUGGUCAGUAAAAUUUUGAGAAGUACUCUGUUAAGGGGGUGAAAAUUUCACUGAGUCCUAGCAUUUUUAAAAAUUCCUUGACAAUUGUUCUGUCAUAUCUACUUGUCUCACCACAAUGUCAUAUUGAUCUACUGUGUGGGUUAUAAUUGCUAAGUGAAUCAUCUCCUGAAUUGUGCAACAUACUAUGUUGACUAACUUUCCUGCUGGCUAAGAUCAAAGAUAUAGUUUAAUACAUCAGGAAGCCCAUCAUUCUAAAACAAGCUGCUGGAAGCUUGUGGAAAGCGUGAAAUUAAAUAAUUCUUCCCUAUUAUUUUCCCCAGGUCUGGAGGUCUGGCAUACCAGCUGUAUUCAAACAAUUUGUAGUAAGCCAUGGGUUUCCCCUCAUA
This is a messenger RNA of Candoia aspera, 2702 nucleotides long. RefSeq names its product protein O-glucosyltransferase 1 (gene POGLUT1). Gene Ontology annotation, cellular component: endomembrane system. NCBI's taxonomy places the organism in Eukaryota, Metazoa, Chordata, Lepidosauria, Squamata, Candoiidae. The coding region runs from base 1120 to 2145 and encodes 341 amino acids. Gene Ontology annotation, molecular function: UDP-xylosyltransferase activity; UDP-glucosyltransferase activity. Gene Ontology annotation, biological process: protein O-linked glycosylation; positive regulation of Notch signaling pathway. The record is from RefSeq and is a predicted model, not a curated record. The transcript is spliced from 10 exons.